AUGUUGAAUAUCUUAAAGAAGGAGGAUUUGAAUUUAAAUGAAAAUUUAAAUGAAUUUUUGAAAGAAUGGGACUAUCAUAAGAAUUGUUUAAAUUCAUCAAUUGAUAUUGUAAAUUUUUAUGGAUUUACAAAAGAUCCAAAAAUUUCAAAAUAUGCGGUAGUAAUGGCUUAUGCAAAUAAUGGUAAUUUAAGAGAAAAUUUAACAAGAAUAGUCAAAAAUAAUUGGAAUCAAAAAUUAUAUAUGUUUGAUUUAGGAUUAUGUCAACCUGUAAAAUCGUUUUUGGAAAAGUAUGAUAUUUAUGGUGUUAUACCAUUUAUGGCUCCUGAAGUUUUAAGAGGCAAAUCUUAUACUCCAGCUAGUGAUAUAUAUAGUUUUUCUAUGAUUAUGUGGGAAUUUACAUCUGGAGUACCACCAUUUAAUGAUAGAGCACAUGAUAUUCAACUUACUUUAAGUAUUUGUAAAGAUGGUGAACGUCCUGAAAUUAUUGAAAAUACUCCACAAUGUUAUGUAGAUUUAAUGAAAAGAUGUUGGAAUGAAGAUCCAUUAAAAAGACCAUCUUCUAAAGAAGUAUUGGAAAUUAUUGACAAAUGGAUUUCCCGUCCUAAUGAAGUCAAUGAUGAAUUAAAAAGCAACAUUAUGGAAUUUAUAAAUGCACCAAUUGGGCAGUAUAACAAUCUUGUUACUCAAUCUCAUCCUAAAGCAUAUUAUACAAGUCGUUUACUUGAUUUUACUAGUAAAAAAUUGAAUGAAAUACUUGAAAGUAGAGAUUUACAAGCUUAUUAUUCAAGUCAAUCUACUAGUGAAAAAGUAAAUGAAAUUCUUGAAAGUGAGGAUUCACAAGCUGAAGAUUUGGAUGAUUGUAUAGUUAAUUUGAAGUCAUUAGAUGAUGAUGAAAGCACCGAUGAAGAAAUUGAGAGAGUUGAUAAUCAAAUUGAAAAUGAGGCAGAGCAAUUUUCUCAACGAAAAAUCAAAGCAUUGGAAAACCAAAAGAAAAAUGGACAAACACUGAUUCAACUAUUAUCUAAAGAAAAAUCUCAAGAAACAUCAGAUAGCGAAGAGACACAAAAUAAUGAUGAAGAAAUCAAUAAGGAAAAUGCAAAUAAAUCUAUGAAAUAUCUUCUCAGUAAAGGGCAUGCAAAAUUAAAAGCAAGUCAAACUGUUGCAGAGCUUUUAAAUCGUGGAGUAUGGUUUGCACGUUGUGUUAGAAGUUGGGCUAAAGCAUUUAAAAACUAUGAUGAUGUUCCUAAAAGUAAUCGAGGACAACAUUUUAAAGGGAGCAGUAUUCUUAAUGAUGAAGAUGUUCAACUAAAAAUAUCUUUAUAUUUGCAACAACACAAAUUUGAUGUUACUGUUAAUAGUUUUCGUGAUUUUAUUUGUGAAGAAAUUUUGCCUUCCAUUGCAAAUCAACAGCAAAUCGAUGAGGAUGUUGUUGCCUAUCGGAAAGAAUUUCUUGAAAAUAUGGCUAAUUAUCAGAAAUUAAUGCCAAAAUUUAUUGGUGAAGAAUGCGAAACUCAAAUUAACCCUGAAUUAAUGGAUGGAGAACGUUUGCACAUCCUUGUAACUCAUGAUGAAACUACUUUUCAGUCAAAUGAUGGUCAAAAAUCGGGUUGGAGGCCCAAAAAUGAACAACCAUUGCGCAAAAAAGGACAAGACCAAUCUAUUCAUGUUAGUGAUUUUUUAACAGAUACUAUAGGAAGAUUAAAGUUAAAUGAAGAUGAUAUUGAUGACACAAUUCCACAUGAAGCUCGUGUUAUAAUCAAUCCUGGAAAAAAUUUUGAUGGAUGGUGGAAUAUUGAUCAAUUAAUUGAUCAGAUUAAGACUCGUGCAAUUCCAAUUUUUGAAAAAAUACAUCCUGGAAUGAUUGCAGUAUUUGCAUUUGACAAUUCCUCUAGCCAUGCCAAAUUAGCUGAUGAUACUCUCAAUGCAGCUAAUAUGAACCUUAAUCCUGGCGGAAAACAACCAAUAAUGCGUGAUACUAUUUUUAAUGGUCAGAUUCAAAGUAUGGUAUUUCCUAAUGAUUACCCAGAUAAAAAUCUUCGUGGAAAACCUAAAGAAGCAUCAGUGGAAAAUCCAAGAUGCUGUGCACGUCAUGUUUUAGCUACUCAAGAGGAUUUUCUUAACCAAAAACCAAUUUUACAAGAACUCAAUUAUAUUGAAAUGUAUUGGGGAGCUGCAAAACGUUAUGCUCGGCAGCAUUGUGAUUACACAUGGAAAGGUUUGCAGGAAACAGCCCCACGUGAAUUAGAUUCAGUUCCUUUAAAUCAUAUACGAAAAUAUGCACGAAAAUCAGCAAAUUUUAUGGAAUGUUAUCGAAAAGGAUUAACAGGAGUGCAGGCUGAUUAUGUGUUAAAAAAAUAUAAAUCACAUCGGGCUGUUCCAGAUUUUAUUUUUGAAAAUAUUGAAGAAUUAAUAAAAUAA
Molecule: messenger RNA, 2418 nt
Organism: Rhizophagus irregularis DAOM 181602=DAOM 197198
Lineage: Eukaryota; Fungi; Glomeromycota; Glomeromycetes; Glomerales; Glomeraceae
Source: RefSeq, a predicted model, not a curated record